UCUGUCUAAUUGCACUAUAUAUCCAUUCCCGUUAGAAAAAUUUCGUAUGGCCUUUUCGGAGACGAUUACAUCUGACAUUUGACCGGAUCGCGCUCGUAUUACGUUCAGAUCAGAAAAGAAUAUUACACGCGCGUAUCAAAAGAGGAACAGAGAGAGAGAAAGAGAGAAAUAAACGUCAGAAUUCCGCACAUAUAUUCCAGAUAUUAAAUGCAUCUCUCAUAACCUUGCGGACGUAACCUUCAAACGUGACGGUAUCUUUGGCUCACGAGACAAUACGGCCGCUUUUAUCACGGCUCUUUCACGGUCGAUAGAACGCGCGAGAAGAUGCCGGUGCCGAAUUCCAUCAGCGUAGCCGUAAUAUGUUCCAGUAACAUGAACAGGAGCAUGGAGGCGCACGCUUUUCUAAGCAAAAAGGGAUUCAAUGUGAAAUCAUUCGGAACUGGAGACAAAGUGAAGUUACCUGGAACUGCACCGGAUCGUCCUAAUAUCUAUGACUUUGGUACUUCGUACGAUGAGAUCUACAAUGAUCUAUUAAUGAAAGACAAGCAAUAUUAUACACAGAAUGGCUUAUUGCACAUGUUGGAUCGGAAUCGUCGGAUAAAACCUAGGCCAGAACGAUUUCAAUUGUCCAAGGAUAAGUUUGAUAUUCUAAUUACUUGUGAAGAACGCGUGUACGAUCAAGUAAUUGAAUGUAUGGAAUCUAGGACUAAAGAAGAUAAUCAACCGGUGCAUUUAAUCAAUAUCGACAUUCAGGAUAAUCACGAAGAGGCCACAGUAGGAUCGUUUCUUAUAUGCGAACUAGUGACAGUGUUGGCGAAUAGCGAAGACUUAGAUAAUGACAUAGACGAAUUACUACAUGAAUUUGAGUCCAAAUUCGCGAGGACAAUAUUGCACACCGUGCUAUUCUACUGAAAGUCCGUUACCGUCACGAGAAAUCACCAGAAACCUGGUGUUCAUCGAACCUCAAGCUUAAUUAUAAGAGAAAUUAAAUUAUGUGUAUAACAUUUAAAUAUAAAAAUAUAUAUAUAUAUAUAUAUGCCGCGUAUCAUAUUCAUCCACCGGCUUGUGGAUCGAAUUUUUAAUUCGAACAGAGAAUUCCGCUUGUGCUUCCUACUUAAAGAAUGAUUAUUCUCGCGGAAUUGUACUAUCAAAGUCGCGAUAUCACAGGAAAUAUCGUUAAACUGGCAUUACGUUACAAUUAAAUGGGGUCUGAAUGAUAUCGAAAUUCAUGAAAUACAGAGUAAAAAGAUAUUGACAGGAGGUAGGAAAUAAAUGAGUAUAAAAUACAAAAUACUUAAUUUCAACAAUACUUAUACAAAUAUACACGUUCGCAUAUCGUACAAAUGAAUACGAUUGCACGUGGAUUACAAGCCUGUGACGGCAUAUGUUUACAUGCUCGUACAUUACAGAACAGUUGUACCGCUGUCAAAUUUAGAUUUGUUACAAAGAACAAUUAGAUUUGCAAAAAGUGCACAGAGCAGUGUGAUACUCUUCGCACUCAGUUAGUGUUGAUCAAGAUGAGCGUACAAUCUUCGGGCUUUCUGACGUUUAUUCUUAUUGACAUGUUUAUUAAUCAUCUUCCAUGGUUUCUUCACAUUGUCUGACUGAUCGUCGCUCGAUUCUGUUAAACUAAUCGUUGAUCCUGCGUGCCUGAAAAAAAAUUGUACUGAUUGAAUGAAUUUUGUAAAGGAGAAUACACACAUAAACAAAAAGAACCCCGAUAUUCCAACAAUUGUACAUAUUGUAUCUCAAUCGCGUGCAAGUCUCAUUCGGGUAUUAGGAUUUUGGAUUUAGACUUAGGCCCCGCAUUGAUCGAUCUUACAAAUGACUUAUGACUACUGUCGCAAUCUAUUAUAUAUACACGAGCGACUUUACAAAUAAAACAAACAUUUUGACA
Messenger RNA from Nylanderia fulva, 1897 nucleotides. RefSeq names its product Ssu72 CTD phosphatase (gene Ssu72). Gene Ontology annotation, biological process: mRNA processing. NCBI's taxonomy places the organism in Eukaryota, Metazoa, Arthropoda, Insecta, Hymenoptera, Formicidae. Gene Ontology annotation, molecular function: phosphoprotein phosphatase activity. Gene Ontology annotation, cellular component: nucleus. The record is from RefSeq and is a predicted model, not a curated record.